AAAUUUAAUUUUUUUUAAAAAAGGUGGAAGGGUACCAAUAUUUUCAGCCACGUCUGUAUUUGUUAAACUACAUCUGCCUGAGUGUUCACAUUUCUUCCACCAGAUGGAGGUCGUGUGAUAUAGUUUGUUGAUAGGGAACAUCAUAACUGCGAUUCAUUUCCUGGUUUGGGCAGUCUUCUUAAAGACAGGGCUCAUAAAACAACUUUACUGCUGCGUUGUUGCUCGUUUUGACAACAAUGACCCACCCAACAGAUGAUAUUAUCAAUCCUAAGCCAGAGAGUGGCCGUGCCAUACACACUCAGGAGAGUGGUGAUGCUGGCCUCUCCUCCAACAUGAGGCACAAGUUCAGUGAUAAAAGUGCUUUGCCCAUAGAGAUUAAAGGCAGCUCUGUGAUACCGAUUCCGACAAGCGAACUACGGGAAAUCUUUGAGAGCCCUGAGAUGGUUGGAAAGAUUAGGCAACACCCAUCAGUGUUUGGGCCUGUAGGUGUCCUGUCCAUGAUGCGCCACACAGAGCCUGAGGCAUACCCUGCAGCUGCUGAAGGGGACUUCUUAAAACUGUCCACUCUGGUUCAAAAAAGCAACUUUCCACCACAAGCCACACCCCAAGCCCUGACUGUCAGCACUUUACCCGGAACAACAGCCAUUACAGAUGCUGAGGAGGUGGUGGGAGGAGAGCAGAGCUGCACCAGCAAGAUGGACACCGAGGGAAACCAAGCAAAACCAAAAGGCUCACCAUUGGUUCCUAGAGAAGGGAGAAAUAAGAACCGUCGCAGAAAAAGAGCAGCCACGAAGAAAUGGAAAUGGUGCCUUCUAGGUUGGAUGACAUUCAUAAAUAUUCGUGCCUGUGGGGGCAAUGCUGGUGCUCAACCUGCAGCAGACCAGAAGUCAGUCAAGUGUUUUUCCUGCAUGGACAAGGAUACAUGUCCAAAGUUGGUGAACAUAUAUGAAACUGCUGACACUCAUCUGUACCAAAGACGCCUAAACCAGCCAUUUCCAGGAUGCUCUGGAAUCCCUGCACCUUCUUCUAAGAGUUGUGCUGUGUGCUAUGUGGAAUCCAGCAUCGCCAUCAUCUGCUCAGGGGAUGUUGGAAGACUGGAGGUGGAAGAUAGUGAUGGAGGGCAUAUCGUAAACACCCAUGCAGUCUCUUGUUCCAUCAUGGAAAACAGCCCCAUUGAAAGCAGACUGAAACUGCUCAACAGUGACGAACACUGCAUGAUCAAGAAGAGGACAGCACUCUACUGAUGUAUUCAGUCAUAGUCUAUGUAUUUUAAUAUGCAUAUUUUAAUUAAUACUAUCUUUGAAUACUUUUAUCACACUCUGUAACUUCAUUUCUUCUUUCCUCAUAUUUCUUUUUUUUACUUUACAAUUUGUGUCUGAAAAUAGCAUUAGAUGUCAUACAUAAAAUAGCUGUAGAGGGUAUUUGACUUUUAGUUCUGACAUUUGGAAUUAGCAAGCUUUCUGUAAACAUGGAUAUGUCUACCUAUUGUCCUGAAUAAAAAACUUUUAUACAGCA
Thunnus maccoyii (southern bluefin tuna) is the source of this 1515-nucleotide messenger RNA. RefSeq lists its product as uncharacterized. The transcript has 8 exons. NCBI's taxonomy places the organism in Eukaryota, Metazoa, Chordata, Actinopteri, Scombriformes, Scombridae. The record is from RefSeq and is a predicted model, not a curated record. The coding region runs from base 237 to 1244 and encodes 335 amino acids.